ACAAAUCGUCACGUGACACGGAAGUGACUACGAACAGGAAGAGGACGAAAAAAAUAACCGUCCGCGACGCCGAGCCGAACCGGACCCGCAGCCACCAUGAACAGCAAAGGUCAAUAUCCAACGCAGCCAACCUACCCGGUGCAGCCUCCUGGGAACCCUGUGUACCCUCAGACUUUGCAUCUUCCUCAGGCUCCACCCUACACUGAUGCUCCACCUGCCUACUCAGAGCUCUAUCGUCCGAGCUUUGUGCACCCGGGGGCUGCCACAGUCCCCACCAUGUCAGCUGCAUUUCCUGGCGCCUCACUGUAUCUUCCCAUGGCCCAGUCUGUGGCUGUUGGACCUUUAGGUUCCACAAUCCCCAUGGCUUAUUAUCCAGUUGGUCCCAUCUAUCCACCUGCCUCCUCCCCCUGGAUGCCCUCCCAAUGCUGCUCAGCUCGCAGUCAUGCAGGGAGCCAAUGUCCUUGUAACUCAGCGGAAGGGAAACUUCUUCAUGGGUGGCUCAGAUGGUGGCUACACCAUCUGGUGAAGAACCAAGGCCACCUCUGUGCCGGGAAAGACAUCACAUACCUUCAGCACUUCUCACAAUGUAACUGCUUUAGUCAUAUUAACCUGAAGUUGCAGUUUAGACACAUGUUGUUGGGGUGUCUUUCUGGUGCCCAAACUUUCAGGCACUUUUCAAACGUAAUAAGGAACCACGUAAUGGUAGCAGUACCGCCCUAAAGCAUUUUGAGGUAGGGGAGGUAUCCAUUCAUAAAAUGAAUGUGGGUAAAGCAGCCCUAAGGAUCUUCCUUUAAUUCCUCCGGAGUAAUACUGUACCAUACUGGUCUUUGCUUUUAGUAAUAAAACAUCAAAUUAGGUUUGGAGGGAACUUUGAUCUUAAGAAUUAAAGUUGCCAAAUUAUUCUGAUUGGUCUUUAAUCUCCUUUAAGUCUUUGAUUUAUAUUACUUGUUAUAAAUGAACCGCAUUAGUUAUCUGCCUUUUCCUUUCCGUCCUUUGCCCCACGUCCUACCCUCAACCCUCGUCUUCCAUUCCUUCCCACCAAUCUCCGUUGAAUCAAUGGUGCAGGACAGAAAGCCAGUCAGACUAAUUUCCUUCUCUCCUUGCACUUCUCCCCACCUGUCAUCUUUUAACUAGUCUUUCACAAAGGAUCCUCUGAAACCCCCUCUGUGCCCCAAGCACAGACCCCAUUACUUCUGCUUUUGCGUCUCCUCAAGCAAAAGUGGAGGGUGCCUUUUGGACCCUCCUCAUAGGUUGUCUCUUCAUACAUGAACCAAAUUUGCAAACCCAAAUUUGCUUUGGUGCCAGAAAAACUGAGCUUUGUUUUAACAAAGGAUGCAAACUGUAUUGUAAACAGCAGUUUGUUUAUAAUUUGAGGGGCAAGGAGGAGGAUGCAUUUAAAAGCCUGAUGACUCUAGAGCCAAAUUAAGGGGAGUUUUCAGAUCAAAAAUUGGUUACCAUUUCUUGUCAGUGUCUGAUGCAGCCACUCAUGGCUCCCAAGAAUUCCUGAGCUGGGUUAAUGGGGUCAUAUUGUGAAUGCCUCACUACUAAAUGACUUGAGUCCAGUGAAAUCUCAUUAGGGUUAAGAAUAUUUCAGGGAUCCUUAAUAUUUUGAUUUUUGUUCUCUAAAAUUGGAUUUUAUUUUAUCUUAUAAUUUCAGUUCAUCUAAAUUUUGUGUUCUGUACAUGUGAUGUUUGACUGUACCAUUGACUGUUAUGGAAGUUCAGCGUUGUAUGUCUCUCUCUACACUGUGGUGCACUUAACUUGUGGAUUUUUUAUACUAAAAAUGUAGAAUAAAGACUAUUUUGAAGAUUUGAAUAAAGUGAUGAAGUUGCAUUA
Eubalaena glacialis (North Atlantic right whale) is the source of this 1836-nucleotide messenger RNA. RefSeq names its product DAZ associated protein 2 (gene DAZAP2). Bases 97 to 720 code for a protein of 207 amino acids. NCBI's taxonomy places the organism in Eukaryota, Metazoa, Chordata, Mammalia, Artiodactyla, Balaenidae. The record is from RefSeq and is a predicted model, not a curated record. The transcript has 4 exons.